AUGCCCUCUAUCAGUCGUCUCCUCGCCCUAGCCGUCACCCUCGGGGUAACCAGCGCAGCCUUCCAGGGCUUCAACUACGGCACCACACUAGCCGACGGCAGCGCCAAAACCCAGGCCGACUUUGAGAACGAGUUCAAGACAGCUGCAUCCCUCGAAGGCACUGACGGCGCAUUCAAGAGUGCUCGCCUUUACACCAUGAUCCAGGGAGGCACCCCCAACGAUCCCGUCUCUGCCAUCCCUGCCGCUAUCAAGACCAAGACUAGUCUUCUAUUUGGUCUCUGGGCCUCUGGUGGUGACGCAGUCUUUGGCAACGAGAUUGCGGCCCUGAAGAAAGCUGCCGAGCAAUACUGCAGCCAGCUGGACCACCUCGUCGCCGGUAUCUCAGUAGGCAGCGAAGAUCUCUAUCGCAACUCGCCCAUAGGCAUCAAGAACAAGGAGAAUCCCGGUGUCAACCCAGACACUCUGGUAAACUACAUCUCACAAACACGCAAUGCCGUUAAAGGCACCUGUCUUGAGACCAUCCCAAUUGGUCACGUCGAUACCUGGACGGCCUUCGUCAACGGCUCCAAUAAAGCCGUCAUCGACGCCUGCGACUGGCUCGGCAUGGACGCUUACCCUUACUACGAAGAUACUAAGCAUAACCCCGUAUCCGAGGGCCCGAGCCUCUUCCAUGCUGCCUGGGACAAAGUCACGGCUGUAGCCGGCGGCAAGGGGAUUUGGAUUACAGAGACAGGCUGGCCCAUCAGCGGCAAGACAUCCGGCGAGGGUGUCGCCUCGAUCAGCAACGCUCGCACCUACUGGAAGGAUGUUGGAUGUCCCAUGUUUGGCAGCACCAACGUCUGGUGGUACACUCUCCUUGACGCCGGUACUCAGUCGUCGAAUCCUAGCUUCGGCGUUGUGGGAUCCAAGUUGACCAAGAAGCCGUUGUACGACCUCAGUUGCGGGAAGAAGCGCAGUGUCUAG
Messenger RNA from Fusarium keratoplasticum, 963 nucleotides. RefSeq lists its product as uncharacterized. Gene Ontology annotation, cellular component: cell surface; fungal-type cell wall; extracellular region. Lineage: Eukaryota; Fungi; Ascomycota; Sordariomycetes; Hypocreales; Nectriaceae. Gene Ontology annotation, biological process: cell wall organization; carbohydrate metabolic process. Bases 1 to 963 code for a protein of 320 amino acids. The transcript has a single exon. The record is from RefSeq and is a predicted model, not a curated record. Gene Ontology annotation, molecular function: 1,3-beta-glucanosyltransferase activity; glucan endo-1,3-beta-D-glucosidase activity.